AUGUUUUCUAAUCAAGUUUCUGCGAUCUCUCAUUCACAAUCCGAUCAGCCUAAUCCACCACAAACAACUAAUAGCCAAUCAGAAACACGCUGUGAAUACUGUCGACGAAAAUGGAAGAAGAUUCUUUUGACGAGCCUAACAACAGUAUUAAUGAUGACCAUAGGCGUUAUCGUUCCAAUAAUUAUGGCAAAGAAACAUUCAGAUCUAUUGGUUACUGUAGCAAGACGGACAACAACAACAAGUGUUACGACAACAACUGCUACGACGACAACAACAACAAGCGUUACGACAACAACUGCUACGACGACAACAACAACAAGCGUUACGGCAACAACUGCUACGACGACAACAACAACAACUGCUACGACGACAACCACUACAACCAUGUUCACUAAAGGAUGGACAACGGCAGCAGAGCUAAACAUCAAUCGGAAUUGGCACACUGCAACUGUAUUGCAAAAUGGAAAGGUAUUGGUCACUGGUGGAUACAGUGAGAAAAGAAUUCUUCGUGAAUGUGAACUAUAUGAUCCAUCAAGAAAUCAAUGGACACUCGUUGCAAACAUGUCUGUCGCAAGGGAAUAUCACACCGCAUCUUUAUUGGCUAAUGGCUUAGUCCUAGUGACUGGUGGUAAAAAUUCUGAUGGAUUUCUCUCGACUGCUGAACUGUACAAUGCAUCAGAGUGGAAAAGUGCUCGUUGUAGGUGGCUGGGAAAAAAAAGAGGGUUUCUGGAUAUUGCUGAACUAUACGAUCCUGAGACAGGUGUUUGGACAGCUACUCAAAACAUGAACUGCAGUCAUGCAUAUCAUCAAGCAACGUUGUUAACAAAUGGAACAGUACUAAUCACUGGUGGACUCGGUUUCUGCUCCAGAGGUACGUCCGAAAAGACGAGUGAGCUGUAUGAUCCGAUAGUAGAUGGGUGGAUCAGAACAAAUGACAUGAACUUUGAUCGCAUUGAUCCUACAGCAAUUGUGUUGCACGAUGGAAAAGUGCUGGUAACUGGUGGACGUGGUGUAGUCGGAGAGACGCGGAACUCUGCUGAAUUGUUCAACCCAUUGACGAAUCAAUGGACCACAAUACGUAGUAUGAACACUCCACGCUGUGGUCAUUCAGCAACUUUGUUACCAAGUGGAAAAGUCUUAGUCGUUGGCGGACAGCCCGAAUACUCUUUAGACAGUGCUGAACUAUACGAUCCAUUUACCGGCGCUUGGACAGCUACUGGUAACAUGAAAUAUCAUCGCUCUUAUCAUACAGCGUCUUUACUGACUAGUGGAGAAGUCUUGGUUGUUGGCGGAUCUAUCAGUUCUAGUGAUGGAAUCACAGAAAUAUACUAG
Adineta ricciae is the source of this 1332-nucleotide messenger RNA. NCBI's taxonomy places the organism in Eukaryota, Metazoa, Rotifera, Eurotatoria, Adinetida, Adinetidae. The record is from the annotation of a GenBank genome assembly.